UUCCCGCCUCCCGCCCCCCGCUCCGUGAGGGGCGGCCCCCGCCUCAGCCCGGCCCCGCCAUGGCGCUGUCGGAGCCCAGCGAGGCCGUUCCCGAGGAGCUGUCGCCUCUCAGCCAGCAGCGGGAGCAGGAGCGCACCCCGAGCGGCGGCGCGGAGCUGAGGCGAGGCCCGGAGCAGGGCGGGCGCCGAGCGGAGCCGGGCCGGCAGCUGAGGGUGCUGCUGACGCCGCUCUCCGUGGCGGGCCGCAGGAUGCCUCAGAAGCGGCUGCUGGGCGCCUACGACGACGCUGAGGGGGAGGCGGCGGGCAAGAGGCUCCGCGCCGAGCCCCCCGGGACGCCCCCCGGCAGCCCGCCCGGCCCGGCCCCCACCGCCGCCGCCUCCCCUCAUGGCAGCGGCUCGGACGGCGGCUGGGACGCGGAGAGCGACAGCAGCGACGGCGGGGGAGAGGCGCAGGAUGGAUACCAACAGCUAUCAGCUUAUGAAAGGAAAAGACUAAAGAACAUUACAGAAAAUGCAAAAUUCUUCGCUGCCUUAAAGCUGCACGAGUCAGCUGCAAGACUUCAAAAAAUUGCAACUAGACGACAAUCUAAUGUCACUAAAAGACCUAAGCCUAAGAAGGCAGAAGAGGAAACAGUACGACGAAGGUCUAUGCGCCUGCAAAGAGUAGAGCCCUCAGUGCUGGAGGUGCCUACCCAGCCAGAGGCAGAGGAGGAAUAUCCUCAGGUUCCAGCCGGACCUCUGCCAAUGGUUCCAGAAAAUCAGGUGGAGAACAGCAAAUUGACAGAGGAAUUACUGGCUACAUGGAUGAAAAUAAGCGAGACGAAACCCAAUGAUACAGAAAAGCACAUGUGUGACAUGAAGAGAUAUCAAAACAGCCUAAACAGUAUGGUCCUCAGCGAAGAUAAUGUCAGGAAGGUUGUGCAAAACCGAGUAUGUUCUGUGGCCAUCCAUCCUUCUGAAAGCCUCAUCUUUGUGGCAGCUGGGGACAAGUACGGGCAAAUCGGCCUCUGGAACGUCGACUGUAAGGGUGAAGAAGGAGCACAUGUCUUCACUCCUCACAACUACUCAGUCAACUGCAUGCACUUUUCUCCAUCCAACCCUGCUCAUUUGCUGUCCCUAAGCCACGAUGUUCUACGAUGCGGUGACGUUACUAGGGCAAUCUUUGAUGAGAUAUGCAGAAGUGAAGAAGACUUAUCCUCCUUUGAUUUUUUGGAAGAUAACGCCUCCACUGCAAUAGUAGGAUACUGGAAUGGCAGUGUCGCUGUCGUGGACAGACGGACCCCAGGAACAUCUUUAGAGCUUUCUGCUAACAUUGGCUUCAAAAUAACGAGGACAGUCCAUGUUCACCCAGUGAAUAAACAGUAUUUCGUUGCUGCUGGCUCAGUGGAUGUUCGUAUUUAUGAUGUUCGGUACCUGAAGUCUGAUGGGAACAAGCCUGUGAGCACUCUUAAUGGACACACAAAAAGUGUUGCUUCUGCGUACUUCUCACCUGUAACUGGCAACAGAGUCGUGACAGUGUGUGCUGAUGAUAAACUGAGGGUCUACGACACCAGCUCUCUAUCAUCUACCAUUGCAGUUCUCAGCACUGUCCGGCAUAACAAUAACACAGGACGCUGGUUAACUAGGUUCAGAGCGAUUUGGGACCCUAAGCAAGAAGACUGCUUUGUGGUGGGCAGUAUGGCGCGGCCGAGACAGAUCGAAGUCUACCAAGAUACUGGAAAAUUGUUGCACUCUUUUUAUAACAUUGAUUGCUUGGGCUCGGUGUGCUCCAUUAAUGUUGUUCAUCCCAGUAAGAACAUCUUAGUGGGUGGCAACUCCAGUGGUCGCCUUCAUGUGUUCAAAGAACAAUAAUUAAAUGCUUUUUUUUUUUUUUUUUUGCAUGAUACGUUUAAUUUUUAUUAAGCAAUUCUUAAGCUAAUUGCAUUCUCUCAGGACAAAAGUGUAUUUUUAAAAGCUCUAAAAUAAAUUUUCUAAACUAC
This is a messenger RNA of Anas platyrhynchos (mallard), 1978 nucleotides long. RefSeq names its product WD repeat domain 76 (gene WDR76). Gene Ontology annotation, molecular function: protein binding; DNA binding. The record is from RefSeq and is a predicted model, not a curated record. NCBI's taxonomy places the organism in Eukaryota, Metazoa, Chordata, Aves, Anseriformes, Anatidae. Gene Ontology annotation, cellular component: nucleus. Gene Ontology annotation, biological process: regulation of DNA damage checkpoint.